Messenger RNA from Pocillopora damicornis (cauliflower coral), 558 nucleotides. RefSeq names its product centromere protein S. NCBI's taxonomy places the organism in Eukaryota, Metazoa, Cnidaria, Anthozoa, Scleractinia, Pocilloporidae. The record is from RefSeq and is a predicted model, not a curated record. Gene Ontology annotation, biological process: resolution of meiotic recombination intermediates; replication fork processing. Gene Ontology annotation, molecular function: chromatin binding; protein heterodimerization activity. Gene Ontology annotation, cellular component: FANCM-MHF complex.
GAGCGGUAGACUGGAACCGGAAAGCGCGAAAUUUAGUUAUGGCGGCAUCAGGAGACGAUUUAGAGGAUGAAGAAUACGAAGCCCUGGCUUAUCAACAGCGUUUAAAAGCUGCCCUGCACUACACCGUAGGCCGUAUUUGUGAAAAAGCAGGUGAGGAGUCAGGGUUACAAUAUUCCAGAAGAUUCAUUGCUGCCCUAACAGAGACGACUUUCAAGCAAUGUGAAUCUUUUGCAACAGAUCUUGAACUAUUUGCAAAACAUGGAAAAAGAAGCCAAAUAAACUCUGAUGACGUGCAGCUGCUUGCCAGAAAAAGUUCUACUUUGGCUACUCAUAUGGAAGGGAUGAGCAAAGAACUGGCAGAAGCACAUGAAGCUAAUAAGGCUUAUAAGAAAACUAGAAAAGUAAAGAAGACUAAACCAGCCCAGGAGUGCAAUGAAGCUCUUGAAAUUGAAGAUAAUCAAUAGUAUGGGAAUAUCUUUGAAGAAGACUUUGGAGUCAUGCUGUAAAGAAUUUGAACAGCUGCUUAUAAAUAUAUUAAAUGAAGACUUUGAACAAAGA